UCCAAGAACCUUUGCCUAACCUCAAAUUAGGUUAGAUCAUAGAACAACAAAAGGUUAGGUAUUCUAUGGAUUGUAUGCACACAUAAAAACAUAAUGUGGAAAUCCGUAGCUACAACUUUAGGGACCGUGUGUAAAAAUGAAGCAUUGUUAUUAUCAGAAAAUGUACUACACCAACAGUUACGGACAACAUACAUUUUAAGAAGGAAGUUCCCCGUUCCGUUGCAUAAGAAAAAUAAACCACCGAAAACGUUGCGUAGCCGUCAUUACGUCUAUGAUUUGGUUAAAAAUCUUGCAGUUGAGAAACAGCGUGAUAUUGAUGUCAUAUUAACCUCUUAUGUAGAAGGAGUAGGCAAUAAAGGAGACAGGGUAUCUGUCAAAUCAAAUUAUGCAUACCAGCAUUUACUUCUUCCAGGACUGGCUGUGUAUGUAAGCCCUGAGAAUUUAGAAGAAUAUAAAGAUAUUUUAACUGUGAAAUCUGAUGAGGAGCAUCACAGUUCACCAACAGCUGUUUUGACUGUUAAAACACUCUCAAGAGUUUUACUCUCUGUUGUAAUGAACAAAGAUCAUCCAUGGACAUUGAAGCCAGUUCACAUCAAAACAUCAUUUAGAAAAUGUGGCUACAUUGUUCCAGAACAUACAAUUACUAUGCCAGAAAAGGAAAUUAAAGGACCUAAUUUGGAUUUAGAAAACAAGGAAUUUUAUGUUACAGUUACUAUAAAUAAGACGGAAAAAGUACCAGUUAGAUGUAGAAUUCACCACUGGAGUACAGAAAUUAAAGAGAGAAUACCUUAUCUUAGAGAAUUUUGGAUGGAAAAAUCUGAUCCCAUUUUUGAGGAAGAUUCGGAAAUUUUAAAUAGUAUUCCACAUAAAUGUGAAACUACAAAACAAAAAACUUUGUAAAUAUAUGUUAGAAAAAUAAAUUAAUUAAAACACUUA
Molecule: messenger RNA, 936 nt
Organism: Aethina tumida (small hive beetle)
Lineage: Eukaryota; Metazoa; Arthropoda; Insecta; Coleoptera; Nitidulidae
Gene: mRpL9
Product: 39S ribosomal protein L9, mitochondrial
Exons: 4
Coding region: 94-900 (268 amino acids)
Biological process (GO): translation
Cellular component (GO): mitochondrion; ribosome
Molecular function (GO): structural constituent of ribosome
Source: RefSeq, a predicted model, not a curated record